Messenger RNA from Rotaria sp. Silwood2, 1113 nucleotides. Lineage: Eukaryota; Metazoa; Rotifera; Eurotatoria; Philodinida; Philodinidae. The record is from the annotation of a GenBank genome assembly.
AUGAGCAGUAGCUCUUAUAGAUUAUUGAAUAAUUCAACAGAUCAACUUAACACAGAUCCAUCGGUUAACGAACCUGUUUCAUCUGUUACAAUGAAUAAUUCGAAUAAUACAUUGAGAAAAAGAUAUAUGCAAAUAACAUUUGCUGUUACACUUUAUUGGUUUGUUUCAAUAACGAUGGUCUUUUUAAAUAAAUAUCUGCUUAGUUCAGAUAAUGUGAAACUUGAUGCACCGCUUUUUAUAACAUGGUAUCAAUGUGUAGUAACAGUAGGAAUUUGUGCUUUAUUAGGAAAUUUAAAUAAACGUAUAACAUUUCUUUCAAAAUUUCCAACAUUUAAAAUUGAUCUUAAAAUUGCACGUGAUGUUCUUCCAUUAUCAGUUAUGUUUGUUGCUAUGAUUAUAUUUAAUAAUUUAACUCUUAAAUAUUUAACUGUAUCAUUCUAUAUGGUUGGUCGAUCAUUAACUACUAUUGCUAAUGUGGUUUUUACAUAUGUCAUGCUUGGACAAAAAACAUCGUAUAAAGCUUUAGUAUGUUGUGGACUUAUUAUUUCAGGAUUUUUUCUUGGUAUUGAUCAAGAAAAUGCACUCGGUACUCUGUCAAUGUUUGGUGCAUUUUGUGGUGUAGCAUCAAGUAUAUUUGUUGCUUUAAAUGCAAUCUAUACAUCUCGAUGUUUACCAUGUGUUGACAAUAAUGUUUGGCGUUUAUGUUUAUAUAAUAAUUUUAAUGCAUGUAUUUUAUUUCUUCCUCUUAUGGUAAUCUUUGGUGAAUUUUCAAUUGUUAUUAAUUAUUCGAAAAUAUUUAAUUUACCAUUUUGGUUUGCAAUGACAAUGGCUGGUUUACUUGGUUUUUCAAUGGGUUAUGUUACUGGUUUUCAAAUACAAAUGACAAGUCCUUUAACACAUAAUGUAUCAGGUACAGCUAAAUCUUAUGUACAAACAUUACUUGCUGUUGUUAUUUAUACUGAAACUAAAACAACACUUUGGUGGAUAUCAAAUUUAUUUGUACUUGGUGGUUCAGGUCUAUUUGCACAUGUUCGAGCAACAGAAAUGAAACAGAAUCAUAAUGCAAAUAAAAAUAUUGAUAAUAAUUCAACAACAACAUCUUUACCAAAAUGA